Mytilus californianus (California mussel) is the source of this 7043-nucleotide messenger RNA. Its product is annotated as 5'-AMP-activated protein kinase subunit gamma-1-like. NCBI's taxonomy places the organism in Eukaryota, Metazoa, Mollusca, Bivalvia, Mytilida, Mytilidae. Bases 1620 to 3566 code for a protein of 648 amino acids. The record is from RefSeq and is a predicted model, not a curated record. The transcript has 19 exons.
UCAAGUUGUUUUCAAAAAUUUUCUAUAAAAAAUAAUUCAGAAUGGGAAUAAAACCAUGUGCAUUUUACAUGUAUAAAUCAGCUUAAACAUGCAUGUAAUUUGAUUAGUUACAGUUAAAUAUAUUCACCAAACAUAUUAAAGUGAAUUCCUAAAGGAACAGCAGCAUUAUUAUAUAAUCAUCUAUAGAAAUCACCUGGAAAUAUGAUAUUGUUGUUAAAAGGUCAUUCAAGGUUGCCAGCUGGAAUUGAUUGCAUUAUCUGCAUGGUUGAUAGAUUGUUGAUGUAAACAUAAGGUGGUGAAGAAUCACCAUGAACUUUUUCUACAGAUAUGACAUUUUUGUGCUGAUUUAAAUCCACUUUUUUGGGACAUUUUCUUGUACAAUGAGUGUUACAUGCAGAUUGCCAUUUAAGUUCUGAAGUAAAUUUUUUUGUUUACAUUGAUUUUGGAUUGUAUAUGCAAUAAUGAUUGAACUAGCUGCACUACUGAAAUCCAGUAAUAAGAAAAUACUAAACCUAACUAACUGAAACAGGAUUUAAUGUGGUUAAAGCUAACUUGUGUUAUAUAUAAAGUAAACCAAUUAUUUAGUUGAUCGAUGAAUUAUAUUUUUUCAUCCCAGCGUUACUUUCUUGUAACAUUUUCACAUAAACUUUUUAAUUGAUCGAAAGUUGUACCUAGGGAUAUGGAAGAAUUACUUAUAUAUUACUAUGGAUUAUCAGUGUAUUCCUUCUUUCAUAUUGAUUUAAAGCAUACAUUGUGAUCAAAUCAGAAGAUUGGUACCUGCACAAUUUACAGUUAGGAGUUAAUGGUUAAAUAUUGAAAAUUUAAUCCAUUGUAAGAUAUUUAAUUCUAUAUUGUAUGGAUGACUGGGAAAAAAAUAGACCGAUUUGCUUGCAGUAAUUUUACGUAUACAAAGAUCUAUUAAAAUCUACUUGGCAAAUGAUUACAAGAUAUUUAUAUACCUUUGUUUAGAACAAAUGUUAUUCAACUGCUUAACAAAGUGAACGAAAAAACAGCUUUGUCAAGUGUAUUUUGUAUUCAUUUGAAAUUUUAGAGGAUAAGAAUUUUUAUUUUUCCACAUUUCUGUAUAUAUACUCACUGUGAUUUCUUUACACAGGGAAAUAUCUAAGGAAGUGAGUAUGUAUUGAUUUCUUCAAAAAUAUUAAAUGUACAUUGUACAAUUUACUUAUUUGACCGACAAAAUAGCAUUUAAAUAUGACAUUGAAGAGACCCAUUGCAAUAAUAAACUUCACUUUAAUCAAUAAUAAAAUUUUAUUUGCUGUGCAUUUCUAUUGAGCAUAAGAUAUAGAUUAUAAAAGCUUACAGGCAAAGGUAAAUCAUCUCACGUGGGAUCAUUUAUAGAACUGGGAUUAUCUGUCAGUAAUAAUUUUGAUCAUAGGAUAUAUUGGUUAAAGCCAUAUCACUCUUGUUCUUGCUGAUGAUGCCAUAACUAUUUACUAUAUCAUACUUGAAAAAUGACUUCUUAAUACCUUCUUCAUGGAUCAAAUAGAAGAUUAUAGAACAUGACAAAAUUCAUGCCAUCUUUAUCUGUGAUUUGUUUUUGGAUCUUAAAUGAAAUUUGAUUUCUGACUGUGGAGGAAUUAUAGUGUUUUAAUAUCAAAAUGAGCAAUUAUUUGAAUGUGCCGGAACCCAGCAGGAUGAAACAAAGGAGAAGGUCUUUAGCCACCCCGGGUGCUCUCAUUACUAUCCCGGAUAAUGAUGAACCUGUGGAUUUUAAUGAUGAAAAUUUUGAUGAUGCAGCAUUAAGGAAAAUGAUACAAAAGCAGAAUAAGAGACGAGGGUCCUGUCCUAUAAAUCCUCAGUUUCAGAUGAUAAGUGAGUCAAGCAAGGACCUCAGUGCGUUUGCUGUACCUUUGAUGGAUACAGGUGUGAAAGAAAUGACACCAAGCAAUGACUUGGCAGAUGGAGAUUUUAGACCACGGUCAGGGUCAACAGGAUUACGAGGACUGUUUUCUAGAAAAAAUAGACAGCGAAAACAUUCAGGUGAUUCAAAUGCUAAAGAAACUGCACCAAGUACAUCAAAAGUGCAAAAUUUUUUAGAUUCAUUCAGACCUCGUGCAAAAUCUGAUCUUUCAGGAAUUAAAAAACCAGGGAAAAAGGUGAUUCCAACAGUAAAAAUGGACGAGUCUAUGGAUGAAUCAACUUUACGUGAUGCUUUGACUAAUAUGCAAACGGAUAAAACAGCACCAAAUACUCCUAUGGGACAAAUUUUAGAAAAACAAUUACUAUCACCUACAAAUAAUGUUAAACAACGUCAUCUCUCAGGGAAUGAGCCUCGUGAUAGUUUUAUGUCACGGUUUAGACCGAGGUCAAAUUCUGAUUCCAAAGCCAAGUCCCCAAGGAAGAUGCUUACAAAACAGUUUGCAUCACUUAUUCAGAACAGUACAGACAGCGCCACACCACCAGGCAGUCCUCUAUCACCACUCAAGGCAUUGGCAAAUAGUCAUGAACCAAAGUCAGCACCACCUAUCAGGAAUCAUGAACAUACACAUGCCAUCAUUUUCAAACGGGAUGAUUCUGUUAGGAUGCCAUACCAAGGUUCAAUUCACGAGGAGUUUUCAUUGGAUUCAGAUCUAGAUAAAUUAGAUAUAGAAGAUUUAGAUGAAAACACGGAGCAAGCAUUUGCAAAGUUCAUGCGAGCCCAUAAGUGUUAUGACCUUAUUCCCACUAGUGCCAAACUUGUUAUAUUCGACACAUUAUUAAAUGUGAAGAAAGCAUUUUUUGCCCUUGUAUAUAAUGGUGUGAGGGCAGCACCUCUCUGGGAUAGUUCAAAACAAGAUUAUGUAGGCAUGUUGACAAUAACAGACUUUAUAUUGAUUUUACAUAAAUACUACAAAUCACCUUUAGUAAAAAUGGAUGAAUUAGAAGAACACAAAAUUGCUACCUGGCGAGAGGCCCUAUCAGAGAAAAUCAAACCAUUUGUAUAUAUAGAACCAGAUGCUAGCUUAUAUGAUGCAGUGAAAACGUUGAUAAGUAAUCAUGUACAUAGACUGCCUGUGAUAGACCGGGUGACUGGCAAUGCCCUGUAUAUACUGACACAUAAACGCAUUCUUAGAUUUUUAUACUUAUGUAUAAAUGAAUUACCAAAACCAGGUUUUAUGCACCAAACAUUAGAUGAGCUUAAUAUAGGAACAUUUCAGAAUGUUGUAACAGCCAAAACUUCAACACCUGUGAUAGAAGCAUUAAAUAUGUUCGUAAACCACAGAAUAUCAGCUGUCCCUGUAGUAGAUGACCAAGGAAAAGUUGUUAAUAUUUAUGCAAAGUUUGAUGUUAUUAAUUUAGCAGCAGAGAAAACCUACAAUAAUUUAGAUAUUACCAUAGACCAAGCUUUAAAGCACAGACAUAAAGAGAGUUGGUUUGAAGGUGUGGUAAACUGUCUGGUGACUGAUAAGUUAGAAGAUGUCAUUGUAAAAUUAGUACAAGCUGAGGUUCAUCGCUUGGUAAUAGUUGAUGUUGAAACACAUGUAAAGGGCAUUGUAUCACUGUCUGAUAUUCUUACAUUCUUAGUCCUGAAGCCUAUGGGUUAUGAACCCAACAAAAAAUCUUGAUAUCUGUGAUAAAACUAAAGGAACUGCUGGUGAAUAUAAGAUCUCAAAACAUCAACAUAACUACCUUCCUAUGUCAAGGACAGAAUGUAAUCACUGCUGUGAUUGGUCAAGUGAGGAAAGCUAUCCAGCAGAAAAUGGGUUCCAUUAUUGUGAUUUAUUGAAGAUGUCUCAGUUGAGAGGACAUUUCAUUGAUGAUAUUGUCUUUCACGAUGCAUGGCAUUAUGGAGUAGUAAACCUGUCAGAUGAAUUCUGAGGAUUAUGUACUAAUAGCAGAUCAUUCCUUCAAUAGAUAAUAGUGUCUCUUCUUUCUUCAUUAACUUCUGAAAAUAAACAGUCAUUUUUGUAUUCUAAAAUAUAGAAUAUUCAUCUGCAGCAAAGAAAAUUAUAAUAUGAAAUUAUUGCUGAUUGUGCUAAUAUCAUGGAUUUAUUUCACAUCUAGGACAGUUAAAUUCACUUUUUUCGUUAUUUGAUUUAUAUUAUCUUCCAAUCAUAUUUAAUCAAAAGUGGAUUCAUAUAUGAAAGGAAAUGGUUUCACAAAUAUUACAAAUAAUUUUUGUGGGACUGAAUUCUCUCUAGUCGCGCAUCAGUUUUAACAUAACUCUCAUCAUUAGAAUUUUGAAAAGAAAUUAAAACUAUAAUACAUACAUCAUGGAUUCAUUGUUAAUCAUAUUGGAAUGAAAUUCAUAAAUAACAAAAAUUAUAUGCAUAAGUAAAUUACUAAUAGAAAAUACCCACAGUUUUCUCAACAUAUUAUAUUUUCUACUGCUUUGAAUAGUUUAAGAAUGUUUAAUCAAUCUUAUUUCAGUUGAAGUUUUUUUAUGAAGUUUAUGGACAGACUAUGGAGUUUUAUUGUGACUGUAAUAUCCACAGUCUGUUUUUUUGGCAGAUAAGGAGUUUUAGUGUAUAUUAUUUUCAGAGUCUAUUUAUUGGCAGACUAGGAAUUUUACUGUGACUAUAAUUUCCAGUCUGUUUAUUGGCAGACUAGGAGUUUUACUGUGACUAUAAUUUCCAGUCUGUUUAUUGGCAGACUAGGAGAUUUACUGUGACUCCCACAGUCUGUUUAUUGACAAACUAGGAGUUUUACUGUGACUGUAAUUUCCAGUCUGUUUAUUGGCAGACUAGGAGUUUUACUGUGACUAUGAUUCCCAGUCUUUAGUGACACAGUAGGAGUUUCAGGUCUGAUAUUUCCAGAGUCUGUUUAUGGACAAACUUAGACUUUUACUGUGACUGUAAUUUAUUGACAAACUAGGAGGUUUACUGUGACUGUAAUUUAUGAACAAACUAGGUGUUUUACUGUGACUUUAAUUUCCAUGGUCUGUUUAUGGUCAAAUGAGGAGUUUUACUGUGACUGUAAUUUAUUGACAAACUAGGAGCUUUACUGGUCUGUAAUUUCCACAGUCUGUUUAUUGACAAACUAGGAGUUUUACUGUGACUUUAAAUUCCCCAGUCUGUUUAUGGACAAACUAGGAGUUUUACUGUGACUGUAACUUCCACAGUCUGUUUAUGGACAAACUAGGAGUUUUACUGUGACUCUAAUUUCCACAGUCUGUUUAUGGACAAACUAGGAGUUUUACUGUGACUCUAAUUUCCACAGUCUGUUUAUUGACAAACUAGGAGUUUUACUGUGACUGUAAUUUGUUUAUAAUGAAUCUCACUAUUGUCAAAUUUUACUAUUUAAUUUAUUUAGAUUAUUUAUUUUGUCUAUGUAAUGAGAUGUUUUAUUUUUGUAAUUCAGAACAUCCAUAUUAACUUGUGCGUAUCACAAUAAUUGUAAGAUGUGAUUUUCAUGCUUUCUGCAUUCUAUUUUGUAAUUGUAUUUUAGCUGUCAUUUGAGUUCACAAAUUUAUCCAAGUCUCUAGCAUGAUCAGCAAAACUCUGAUUUAGGCAUUUACAUUCUACAGCAACCUUGAUGAUAGCUUUCCUCUCUUUGUCACAUUUUAGUUUUCCACACUUUAUUUAGUAACUGGUUGAGAUGUUUGACAAGAUAUUUUAAAAUAAUGUCAGUUUUGAAGGGGUGGGUGUUGAGAACUCAUUUGAGUUUGGACAAUCUUUUUUACAUCUGGACCCUUGAACUUAAAAUUUGAUUAACAGUUUUUUACUUUUUUUUCUGAAUUACUACAGAAAUUAAUAUGAGAUUUGGUAUAAAACAAGUUAUCAAUAGUGCUGAAUUCUUUUCUUUUUUUUCACAGAAUUAUGCAAUUUUGAUUUUGAUUUUUUAAAAUAACAGGUUUCUGCACUUUUUUCCUGUAAUGUUCAGGUAUUACCAUCAAUAUGAAAAGUAUGGGUUAAUCUACUUUUCACAGAAUUACAGCCUUUUAGUAUUGAAUUUAAAGAAAUUAAAUGGUUUUUACACAUUUUUCUCAAAGUUUAUCAAAUUUAUGAUAUAAAAUGAUUUAGUGUGGUACUCUGUUAUUCACAUUUAGAAUAGUUACAGGUUUUAUGGAAUGAUGCCCCCUUUUUUUCCAUGAACUUCAAAAAAUAUAUUAUCAAUGCUCAUCUUCAGAUAUUACUGCGGGCAACUAAGAUACGUGUUGCCUAGAAUUUCUUUAUAGCAAUUCAUACAAUAAAGUUGGAAGUGGAAUUUAUAUACUAUUAUUAGUAUCACAAAGGAUUGUAGCAUACAUUAUAACUUUUUAUGAUAUUUGAAGCAAUUGCUUUGUUUAAGAAGAUAUUUUAUCAUAUAUAAAUGAAAAACAAGUAUACUGUUCUUAUCUUUCAAAGAAUUAUUUUUGUAAAUGCACAAUUUAUAUUUAGGGAUGUUUAGUCCUGGUGCCUGACCGUUUCACUAAGGGUACAUAUAGUACUUUUAAAAUAAAAAUGGCAUUCAUUUUUAAUAAUUUUUCCAGGUCUUUAUAUUUUAAAAAAUCAAAACUAGUUUCACAUCGUUAGACAAUGUUUUUUGUAAUACUGAUUCUCUGUUUUUGCAGCUUUCACAGCGACAUUCAUGUGAGAAUUUGUUUGUGAUGUUAAAAGAAAUAGUUAUUUAUUUCUAUCAACAAUGAAAUAACCGUGUUAUAAAAAAAGCCACCCUCCUUUUUUUAAUCAGUAUUAUCAAAGAUAAUAUGUGGCUUUUGUUAUUUUUCCACAUUAGCAUGCACAUUGAUUACCUUUCAGUUCUUUUAUAAAGUUUAUUGAAAUAUAAAAAUUUAAAGGUAUUAAAAAAAUUUAAAUGCAGAGUUGGAAAGUUUUUCUGUAUCUGGUCGUUUAGUGAUGUACCAGUACUCUAAAUUUGAACAGAUUGGUUGAAUGAUAUAUCAGGGGAAGCAUUUAUUGACUGUAGAAGCUAUAAUAAAAAAAUGAAAAUACAAAAUUUGAGGUCAGGAGAAUAUGUUUAUUUGAUGACCUUGUUGUGAAUAUUGUACAUACGUGUAAUAUGUAUAUAAUAUGAUUUAUCAUAACUAUUCAGAAACUUCUGUUUUGUAGGAACAAUGACAAAAUAAUGAAUUGUUAAUUAAAAAUAAUGUGAAAAAAACAGAA